GAUUCAGCCCUUCAGUGCCUCUCCGAAACCAACUUGCUGCGCUGCUCUCGCGGUUUGUGGGGUUUUCCUCCUCUCUCAGUCGGUCACUGAUGUUGUUUCUUCGUCCUCUGUAAGCGUGAGCACACUGUUGAAGCCUCCGCGUUAUAACACGGAGCCAGGGGAGUGCGUAUUUGCCUCAGUUUUUUUUUGUUGUUGCCAAAAACGAAAGUAAAGUGAAGAGGGCCCGUGGAGCCAUGUCUGACAGUGCGGAAGAGGAGAUGUCGGAGGAUCGCGAGCCCCUCCAGAAGGACCUCACCUGCCCCGUGUGUCAGGGCAUCUUCAGGGACCCCGUGCUGCUGCCCUGCACCCACAGCUUCUGCCGGGAGUGUCUGGAGAGCAGUAUGAAGUUCAACAAGAGGUGUCCCCUGUGCAGGAAGGACUUUGAGGAAGGGCUGGUUAUCGCCAACCGCGCGCUCAGCGACGCCUGCGAGACCUACCUGAAGACCAAACACACGAGGCCGAAGCUGGAGAGUGGCGGCGAGGACUGCUGCAACCUGCACCUGAAGCCCCUGGAGCUGUACUGUGAGAAGGACGAGGAGCCCGUGUGCGUGGACUGUGUCAGUCUGCACAGCACGCACAGGCUGCUGUCCCUGAGAGACGGAGCGCCGGUGUGUAAGCGGGAGCUGAGCUUCAAAGUGCAGAUUUUUGAGAAGAAAGUGGAGUCCUACAAGAAAACGACACAUAAACUGAACAACGCGGUGGAAUACAUCAAGUACCAAGCUGGACAGGCGGAGAAGCAGAUCAAGUCAGAGUUUGAGAGGCUGCACGCGGCGCUCGUGACCGAAGAAGCUCUGCGUCUAAAAGCCCUGGCGACUGAGGAGGAGGAGAAGAUCGCUGCCAUUCAGGAGCUGGUCACCACCACAAACAAGGACAUCGUCACCCUGAAGGAGCUCAUCGACACUCUGAAGAAAGAGAUGGGCAACGAGGAUCUGCCCCUCCUGAAGAAUUUCCAGAAUUUAAAAAGAAAAGCCCAGUGGACUCGUGACGACCCUUGCCUACCCAAUGACUCUCUUUUGAGUAUGGGAAAGCACGUCGGUGCUUUGAGCUACAAGAUCUGGAGGAACAUGCAGGCCCACGUCAAAUAUAAUCCUGUGGUGCUGAACCCGAACUCAGCCUCUCCUUGGCUGAGCCUGAGCGCUGACCUGACCAGUGUGAAGGAAAGCGCCGAGCGGCUGACCGCCCCUGACAACCCGGAGCGCUUUGAUCCCUGCGUGUUCGUCGUGGGUGUCGAAGGUUACACCGCUGGGAAACACAGAUGGGAUGUCAUCGUCGGUGACAACCCCAGGUGGAUUGUGGGGGUGUGCAAAGAGUCAGUGACCCGUAAAAAGAAGUUCACGCUCUCUACGAGCCGCGGUGUUUGGUCGAUAGGACUGAGCAAAGGGGCGUACACCGCCUCCACACCUGAACGUACGGAGCUGCAGGUGCAGCAGCGUCCUGAGAAGAUCCGCGUCAAGCUGAAUAUGGAUCGGGGAGAGGUGUCGUUUUGGGAUGGGGGAACGGCGAAGCACCUGGUUACUUUAACACACAAGUUUGACGAGAAGAUGUUUCCUAUUUUCGGCCCUGGGCUCCAUAAUACGCCGAUGAUCCUGGCUCCAGGAAAAAUGGCUGUACACACCUCGUGAUGGGCGAGUAUGCUGCAUAAGGAUCGCUGUUGAGUGAAAAUAAAUGUAACUUUAUAUUUUCAAGUCACACACUUUUUACAAGCAAGAAUACUGUGCCAGUCAAACUGGGAUGAAAAAGAAUCUAAGAAAGUAAAUUACAACAACAAAAAAAAUAAAUAGACAAAAACUUAACCGGAAUAUAGAUAAACAAGUCAAAUGGGAACGCUUCUCAAAAAUUACAUUUCAAUCAAAUAAAAUAUUGAAAUGAUGAGGCCGACCUAAAGCAAAUACCGCACGGCAGUUAUGAAACUUGCAGACUGAUGCUUGAAAACUUUAAAACAUGCACACAGUCAGCGACUUUUUCGCUGUCAGCUGAUGAUGAACACCACAUUUCCUUUUUUAGACGUGUCUUAGCUGGAGGAAGCAGGACUGACCAGUCCAAAAUGACACCAAAAUAAGUGGCUGCAUGGCUGAUGUUGGUAGACAAAACUGAUUGAAGAUAUAGAUUAAGUCAUCUCCAUUUAUUUAUUGUGCUGCAGGGGAAAUUUAAAAAAUAGUGUGAAUAUAAUUAAGUUGUUUUUGGGCUACUAGGGCUAAUGUUAGUAGAUACUUGCUAUCUUCCAGUCUACCAGGAAUCAGAAGAAUGGAUUAAUGCUUGGAUUCUGUGUGUUUCAAUUACAAAUGUGAUUUUUGUUGAUUCUCAUAUACUACGGUCUGAAAUGUUAACUGUGCUGGUUUGUCAGAUCUGAGAUGAUGUUAUUAGUUUGCUGUUCAUCACUCACUACAGAUAGUGUGGCCAGGAAGUGGACACUGAACACAGCAAGGCAAUAUUUUAAAGUAGGAUAUACUCCGGGUGGAACAGAGUCACUGUACAGCACCGUGUUUUCCUAACUGAAGAAUUCAAUAUGUGGCAUCAGUUUCACAGACUUGGAUCUAAACUGAGAAGACGAUUUAAAAAAAAGUCUUGGCUUAGUGCGUCUUUGUCAUACACACACUGACUGUAACGUGACUGUGUUGACAUGUGUGCCACCAUUCCAGCGUAAAAAACAGACAAAGUAGCCAGAAAGCAAAAACAGUUCUGGAGUUGAAAUGUGGAAAGAAAGGAUACGACUAUGGCCCAGAGGUUUUACGCCACUAGGAGUCAUGAUGUAGUGAUUCCAGUGAGUUCAGAGCACCUGCAUGCUGUAAUGAAAAUAAAGUACAUGGCAUCAGUGUAUUGAGAUAUUUGUCCUACCCCUGGUAUAUAAUGCUACUAAUGCUCAGAAUCUGUCUGAAUGUGUUCUCUCAAUGUGAGCAGUUGAUCAAUAAAGUAUGUGAAAAUCAAAA
Messenger RNA from Acanthopagrus latus (yellowfin seabream), 2966 nucleotides. RefSeq names its product tripartite motif containing 35-28 (gene trim35-28). Bases 234 to 1661 code for a protein of 475 amino acids. Lineage: Eukaryota; Metazoa; Chordata; Actinopteri; Spariformes; Sparidae. The record is from RefSeq and is a predicted model, not a curated record. The transcript is spliced from 6 exons. Gene Ontology annotation, molecular function: zinc ion binding; protein binding.